AAGUUGACGCGCAUGCUUUGUAGAAAAAUAAUUCAUGCGUUCUAACGUUGGCUCUGUUGGAGGUCAUAGACAGAACUGACAAAACAGUAGGGCCGCAGACAUGGCGAAACUAUUUGAAUCCAUCGGGAAGUUGGGGCUGGCCCUCGCCGUUGGUGGAGGUGUUGUGAACUCCGCCCUCUUCAAUGUUGACGCAGGUCAUCGGGCAGUUAUAUUUGACAGGUUCCGGGGAGUGCAAGACGCCGUAGUUGGCGAGGGAACCCACUUCCUCAUUCCCUGGGUACAGAAGCCUAUCAUCUUUGACUGUCGUUCUCGUCCACGCAACGUGCCUGUCAUUACAGGCAGCAAAGAUCUGCAGAAUGUAAACAUCACACUGCGCAUCCUCUUCCGGCCAGUGACUAGCCAGCUCCCACGCAUCUUCACCAGCAUCGGAGAGGACUAUGACGAGAGGGUACUGCCGUCCAUCACCACAGAGGUCCUCAAGUCCGUGGUGGCCCGGUUUGAUGCCGGUGAGCUCAUCACCCAGAGAGAGCUGGUGUCUCGGCAGGUCAGUGACGACCUGACAGAAAGAGCCAACACCUUCGGCCUCAUCUUGGAUGACGUCUCACUGACACACUUGACGUUCGGUAAGGAGUUCACAGAGGCUGUUGAGAUGAAGCAGGUGGCUCAGCAGGAGGCUGAGAGGGCCAGGUUUGUUGUAGAGAAGGCCGAGCAACAGAAACAGGCAGCCAUCAUCUCAGCGGAGGGUGACUCUCAGGCCGCCCUGCUCAUUGCUAACUCCCUGCAGGAGGCUGGAGACGGACUGGUAGAGCUGCGUAAGCUGGAGGCUGCCGAGGACAUCGCCUUCCAGCUGUCCCGCUCCCGCAACAUCACCUACCUGCCUGCCGGCCAGGGCACACUCCUCCAGCUGCCCCAGUGAGACCCACACACCCUGACCUAACCUCCCCUCCCUGUGACCAGCCAAUGCAUGAGCCAUGGAGGGGGUGAGGGAACGGGUGUCCACCUUCACACACU
Molecule: messenger RNA, 1011 nt
Organism: Oncorhynchus nerka (sockeye salmon)
Lineage: Eukaryota; Metazoa; Chordata; Actinopteri; Salmoniformes; Salmonidae
Product: prohibitin 1
Exons: 7
Coding region: 101-916 (271 amino acids)
Biological process (GO): mitochondrion organization
Cellular component (GO): mitochondrion; membrane
Source: RefSeq, a predicted model, not a curated record